Notothenia coriiceps (black rockcod) is the source of this 2376-nucleotide messenger RNA. RefSeq names its product syntaxin 16 (gene stx16). Gene Ontology annotation, molecular function: SNARE binding; SNAP receptor activity. Gene Ontology annotation, biological process: vesicle fusion; intracellular protein transport; vesicle-mediated transport. Lineage: Eukaryota; Metazoa; Chordata; Actinopteri; Perciformes; Nototheniidae. The transcript is spliced from 9 exons. Bases 346 to 1311 code for a protein of 321 amino acids. The record is from RefSeq and is a predicted model, not a curated record. Gene Ontology annotation, cellular component: SNARE complex; endomembrane system; membrane.
ACGCAGGUGUUUACGUUUUCCUACUUCCGUAGCUGCCUAAAAGCGAAAUAACGUUUAUAAUCUAACGUUAAAUCCAACAAAUUGAGUGGAAACCCUCGGUCAUGUUUCUCCUUUUUAACUAAUCGUUAAGUUUCAGAUAUGCCUGACAGAUAAAUAUUACUGAGGUCGUUUGCUGCCCACUAUUGGCGCUGUAUCGCGAGUUUUCCUCAUCUUCCAUCGCAGCAAAGCUAAAGCUAAAGCUAGCGCUGUGUUAGCUGCAGGUCAGCGGCAGUGGAUAUAAUUUGAAUAAUCAUCGCCUGAUCCGCAUUUUAUUCAGUGUAAAUUUAGAUAUCACAUAAGGCAGUCAUGGCCACUAGGCGUCUGACCGAUGCCUUCUUGUUAAUGCGGAACAAUGCGAUCCAAAACCGGCAGAUAUUGGCUGAGCAAGUGAGUACAUACGACCCCCGUCUGAGUACACGUAGCAAUGCUGCGGAGCUUGAUGAGUUGGCUGACGACCGAAUGGCCCUGGUGUCAGGGAUUAGUCUGGAUCCUGAAGCAGCCAUCGGCGUCACAAAGAGGCUGCCUCCCAAAUGGACAGAGGGGAUUGAUGAGAUCCAGUAUGAAAUCACUCGGGUUCGGCAGAAGAUGAAGGAUCUGGCUUUACUUCAUGACAAGCAUAUGAAUCGACCUACACUUGAUGACAGUAGUGAGGAAGAGCAUGCCAUAGAAAUCACUACUCAGGAGAUAACACAGAUGUUUCACCGGUGCCAGCGAGCUGUGACGGGGCUGCAGACUCGCUGUGGCCACUGUACCGAGCAGGAGGAGAGGCUGCUGAGAAACGUGGUGUCGUCGCUGGCUCAGAGCCUGCAGGAGCUCUCCACCAACUUCAGGCACACGCAGUCCGGCUACUUAAAACGUAUGAAGAAUCGUGAGGAGAGAUCAAAGCACUUUUUUGACUCUGGACCCCUAAUGGAAGAGGAUGAAGAUUUAGCUGUAUAUGACAAGGGGUUCACAGACGACCAGCUGAUGCUGGUGGAGCAGAACACAGUUAUGGUGGAGGAACGAGAGAGGGAGAUCCGACAGAUAGUGCAGUCCAUCUCAGAUCUGAAUGAGAUAUUCCGGGACUUGGCUGGAAUGGUGGUGGAACAGGGCACCGUUCUCGACAGAAUUGACUUCAAUGUGGAGCAGGCUUGUGUGAAAACAGAAGAGGGAGUGAAACAGUUACAAAAGGCGGAACAGUAUCAGAAGAAAAACCGAAAGAUGCUGGUCAUUUUGAUCCUCUUCGUCAUAGUCAUGGUUCUAAUUGUUAUACUUUUUGGAACAAAGUUUUAAUUAUCCAUUCCUCUGGCUUUUGUUUUCUGUGUGGGUGUUUGUUGUGCAUCUGUGUGGACUUGGACUUGCUCUCAGUUCUGCUCAAAACAAAGCUGACUGCCUUUCAUACCCAGCAGGAAACGUCAAGAAGAUUUCCUCGUCCCCUUAACAGGUGCACUUUGGGCUGUGUGGAGAUAAUAGGUUGAUUUUUAAUGAAAGACAAAAUCAAUCUGUCUGAGCCCUGGCUAUUUUAUCAAGUGUCUCGCACCCAAAUCACCAAGACUCUGUGACAGAAGUUUGUUGAGCCUGACUAUGUUGACAAUGUGUCUUAACAAAUCAAAAAGAACGUUGGUGUUUUAAGACCAAUGUUUAAAUCCUAAAGCAGAGUGUUAUAAUUUCUGUCCAGUUUAAUCUAAAGUCAUUUUGUUUCUGUGAGGAACGUUUGACAAGUAAGAAUGUUUGUGAAACAGAAAUAUGCAGUUAGCUUCAUUUCACUGCAAAUCCAUGUUCAUUCCGAUAGUACAUUUAUGUCCUGGCUCAGUAUUGUUCCUUGAAAGAGUAUUUAGUAUUUGGACGAUAGCAGAUUUAAUUAGAAUAGUCUUCUUCUUUUUUUGGUUUAAGGACCAUCUAUUUUUGUAUCCCUUUACUCCACAAUUUAAAAAUAAUACUAAGAUUAUUGUACUUUUGAAAUCCUUACAUAUGCUGCACUUUUGAAUGAGUGAAGGAGGUUAUGCUUGCAGUUUGUUUGUUUGUUUGAUAGUAAGCAGGAUAACGAAAAGACUACUGGCCCGAAUUUCAUGAAACUUGGUGGAAAGGUGUAGCAUGGGCUAAAGAACAUUACAUUUUGGAUCAUAUCCAAAUCACAAAGCGGAUACAUUAUUUGUCCUUUCAUUACCGUUGCGAUAUUUGGCCUGUGCCCUCCCAGUAGUUUAUGUUUUAAAGGUCCUUGCUUAAAGUGCUACCUUUUUAAAACCCUUGCAGUUUGCACAUAUUGAGGCCUGAGGGGAGAAGGGUGGUUUUGUCAUGGAUGUAAUACUACUGACGUCAGUAUGAUGAACAUAAUAAUUUAUUUUUUAAUAACUUCAA